Molecule: messenger RNA, 669 nt
Organism: Vairimorpha ceranae
Lineage: Eukaryota; Fungi; Microsporidia; Nosematidae
Product: sam dependent methyltransferase
Exons: 1
Coding region: 1-669 (222 amino acids)
Biological process (GO): rRNA (guanine-N7)-methylation
Cellular component (GO): nucleolus
Molecular function (GO): rRNA (guanine) methyltransferase activity
Source: RefSeq, a predicted model, not a curated record
AUGAGCAAGCUCCCAGAGAUGGUCGCUCCUGCCGAUAUUUUUUAUGAUAAAGAAAACACACUUAAAUAUGAAACAAAUACUAGAAUACAAGAAAUACAAAAAGAAAUUACUCGUAAAUGUUUCGAUUUACUAGAACUUUCUAAGCCAGGACUUAUACUUGAUAUAGGAUGCGGAACCGGAAUAAGUGGAAGCGUAUUGAGUGAAAAUAACUGUGAAUGGAUAGGUUUAGAUAUUUCGUAUGAGAUGCUUAAAAUAUGUCGAGAUAAAGAAGAAUCUAUAGAUCAAAUCAAGUGUGAUGCUGGUGAAGGACUGCACUUUAAACCGGGCAUAUUUGAUGGUGUUAUAAGUGUUAGUGCCAUACAAUGGCUUUUUCAAAGUUAUAGAUCGAACCAUGUUCCGAAAAAACGAAUAAGAAAAUUUUUUACUGAUCUUUAUUCUGUGUGUAAACCUAAUACAAAAUGCGUGUUACAAUUUUAUUUAAAGAGUAAAAAAGAUUUAGAACUUUUGAAAAAUGAAGCUAACCGUGCUGGGUUUUUUGGAGGAAUUCAUAUUGAAAGACCCAAUACUAAAAAUGUUAAACAAUAUUUGGUUUUACAAAAUUAUGUAUUAAGUAGUGAAAAUAAAGUUAAAAAGAGGAAUGUUAAAAGAAAUAAAAAAAAUAAAAGAUAA